AUGAAGCCUCCGUUCGUCGCCAUCCCGCAGCAGGAGGCGGGCGACCGACUCACGCCACAGCAGCGCAGGGGCGUCGAGGGCAUCUUCGACCUGAACCCGGAAGACUUCCGCAACUGCAUGCUGGUGCACAUGAGCGCCGAGCCCCUGGAGGUCGUCGACGCGCUCCACAUGGAGGACGCAGUGGUGGGCAACCUGACGACGGAAGGCCCCGACGACGAGGACGAGUCCUGGGAGGAGGUCAUGUGCAGGCCAGGGAUGCUCUUCGACGACUCGACCACCAGCAAGGACGGCGUCAAGGAGCUCCACGUGUCCACGAAGAUGUUCGCGCGCCUCGAGGGCAUCACCAACCCAGUCCAGCUCAUCCCCCACGGCAUCAUGAGCUCAUGGAAAUCGCUCUGGAAGGUGCCCGUGGCGGGCUUCCUGUGCCUCGGCGACGGGCAGUCGGACUCCGCGCCGGUACUCUACGCAACACCCACGCCGUGCGUGCCAACCACGAUGGACAUCGAGGGCAACGCGCUGAAUCCCACCGAUGAUGGCUACGAGGUUUGGCUCGGCACCACCCGGUUGGCGUUCCCCAACAAGUCCACGGCGGAGGCGUUGUGCCAGGGUUUCGUGGAGGAGAUCGGCGGCAACUUGGAAAUUGUCGACUGGGACGUUGAGGCCAUCAGCCGAUAUUUCUUGAGGCAGGGCGAUGCGACUGUCAGUGUGGACGUCGCCCGCGCCAGCGCGAAUUCCGAGAUGGGCUCCGCGCCGGGCGCCAGCUCCGCAUCAUCCACGGGGACGGUCGAGGCCAGCACAUCCGAGGCCGGCUCGCAGGCGCCGCUGGCCGCGUCGACUGCCGCCAACGCCACCGCCGGGGGCGCCGCCGCGAACGCCACUGCCGCGCGCGCCACCACCAUGGGCGGCGCAGUCACGGCGCUGGCGGCGCCGGCGUUGCGCUCGAGGCGUCGUAGCCGGGACGUGGAUGCGCCAGCCAGCCUGGUGACGCCCGAGGCCCCGAGCCUGCCAGAGUUCCUGAACUUGGCGGCGCAGAGGAGCACCCCGUCGGGCUGGACAAAGGGUAAGAAAAGCUUGCUCGUUGUCAUCAUGGAUUGGAAGAGCGGGGACAACUCGAUGGCGCCAUAUUCGCAUCAGAUGGAAAACCCUGUGCCGUUGUACAGGGACAAGGUUGUCCCUGCAGCUAUCAAGGAGCUCGGAGAUAUGUCUUAUGGCCAGCUCCAGAUCACGGCGACGGUCAUUCCAGAGGUUGUCCGCUUCAACCACAACCGGGCACAGAUGACAGGCAAGUUGCCCUUCCCUACGCUGUACGAGCGGGCGCGGGACGCAUUGGUAGGGCACCCGAAGUUUGGGUCGAAGUACAAGUUCAAGGAUUUCAAUUUUGUGUUCGUGAUCGCGCCUCAGGUCAACCCGGUCGGCACCAAGGGUGUGGCCUGGGUCGGCUCCCGUGGCGCCCUGUGCAACGGUUGCGAGACGCUGAGCGACAGUCGCAAGAUCAUGGUGAUGGUCCACGAGCUGGGGCACAACCUGGGCCUCGCCCACGCCUCCUCCGAUGGGCUCGACUACGGCAACAUCUUCGACUGGAUGGGCAAUUCCCCGGACGUGAAGGGCCUCACCUUCGGCGUGGGCUACGUGCUGUCCCUGGGCUGGAUCUCUCCAGCCAACAUACUGCAGGUGACCGACAAGACCGUCGGAGCGGUCAACGAUCUGGUGACGCUGUCGCCGUUCGACGACAAGAAGCCGUCCAGCGGUAGCAUCGUUGGCGUGAAGAUUUCGCUGAGCAAGAACUCCGACGACAUUUACGUGAGCUUCAGGCGGCACGUCUCGAACGCGCACCGUGGCGUGUUCAUCACCUACCAG
Prorocentrum cordatum is the source of this 1857-nucleotide messenger RNA. NCBI's taxonomy places the organism in Eukaryota, Dinophyceae, Prorocentrales, Prorocentraceae. The record is from the annotation of a GenBank genome assembly.